GUUUCCAAGCCUGGACAGGAAAUAUGCUCACUGCACCGUACAAACAGACAAGCGCCCCACAUACAGUACACUAGCGGGAAGCUAGGCUGGAGUACACUUCAUUAUCAGCUCUACUGUUGGCUGCAGAGAUGCCAAAUAGCAAAUUUCACCGAUGGAGAACUCCUACAUCCAACAUUUACUGAAAAGAAGCAGCACUGCGGUGAAGAGAAAGCUGACAAGAAAACUGUAAAACUCUGGGAUAAAGACUGCAGAGGGAUAUGGCCGACCUUGUGCCAGGACUACUCAUUUGUUUGAUGGCAGUGCAGACCAUUCAGCACGAUGGAAAUAUAACAAGAACCAAAAACAAUAUUCCACCUGGUAUGACACCGAAAACCUUCAAGGGGAGGCUGUACACACGUAAUCACACAGACCAGCGGCUGCAUGUGAACUUGGAGGACCCAGUUACAGCCUAUACCACAGGGGUCCUCAGCACCAGGGUCAUACCUUCAUCAUACAUCCUGGCCAUGCUGGUGGGUAUCCCGUCCAACGCCUACAUUCUGGCCUUCCUCAGACUCAGAGCAAAGCCCUUAUCCACAAUAGUUCUGUACCUGAACCUGGCCUUGUCCGACCUGCUGCUGCUGCUUUCCCUGGCACUGCGUGUUCACUACCACAUCAACGGGAACAACUGGAUAUUUGGGGAAAUCUCCUGCCGGUUUAUCACAGCCUUGUUUUAUGGCAAUGUUUACAGUUCAGCUCAAACGAUAGCAUGCAUCAGUCUGAAGCGCUACCUGGCUGUGGUGAGGCCGUUUCUGUACAGAAGGCUUGCUAAGACGACGCUGGCAGUUUGGACGUGCUUAGUUGUCUGGUUCCUGUUCGUGGCUGCUAUUGUGCCCGAGCUCCUCGUCAGGCAGACAUACCAGGUUACCCAGCUGGGAGUCACUACCUGCCAUGAUGUACUUCCCCUGGAAGAAAAAUCCCAUUCCCCACUGGUGCCGUACAGACUGAUGCUGGUUUGUCUGGGCUUCAUAGUGCCCUUCCUGAUUUGCAUCUAUGCCCAUGUGGCAGUGGUAUACCACCUAGGGCAAUCUCGUUGCGACUGGAAACCGUUUAUCAGGGUCAGCACUCUAGUUUUUGUCAUCUUUGUGGUGUGUUUCUUGCCUAGCGGCAUCCUGCAUAUCGCCCACUACAUCCGUCUGUUUACCAGUGGGGACGACAGACUGUAUGGAUACUACAGAGUAGCAGUGUGUCUCUGCUGCUUCCACAGUUGUCUGGAUCCCUUCCUGUGUAUGCUCAAUUCCAAGAUGGCCGCCUCAGAACUACAAUUCAUUUCUCUCCGUGGGAUACCUCAGAGGCAGACUGUUAUGACGUGAGACUGGAUGCGUGUGCACAGAAAAGACUGAUUGACUAUUGUGGAGAACCAGCAGGGAAGCACAAGCCCAGGAACAAAGUUGGGAAUGUUAUAACCGGACAUUGUGAAUUUAACAGGGUGAUACUGCAUCUGUUAGAUCUAAAAACAACAUCAAUGCUCUGUGAAGUCAGUUUUAGGAAUAUCAGGAUCAGAAAGACUUUAGACUGUGAAUCCUAAACAAGCCUAUAAUGUCAAACCAGCAACAUCUCAGGUUGGGCAAUAACCUUUUCAAUACAACUACGUGUAAAUACAAAUAAAACAAUAUUUACUUAAACAUUUACUCUUUCCCUUCCAGUUAUAAGUACAAAUAUACAUGAAAGCUCUAGAUUAUUUAACAUUAAGCUAUUCAAAUGGAGCCAUGUCAGGGAUUAGAGGCUUCUGUGCAAAGCAAAUAAGAACUAGUGAUUAGAAUGAGGUAAAGUUAUGACAUGUGGAGACAACACUGAUUUAUUCAGCAUGAAGGUUGUAUUCAUAUUUUGCACUUUGAGGAUGUAUGAAGGAAAGUAACUGUAACUUUAAUAAAAAAAUAAUGUUUUACAUGAAUACUAUAUAAAUCAACUCAAUUUAAAGUCACAGUACCUGGCAGAGGAGUUGUUUGGUAUAUUGUAGGACAUCAUGGUAGUGUUUGGCUGUGGCUGGGUUAACCCCCGUCAACUUGGCUGUCGGGAGGAGCAGAGCUGCAAGCGUCUGCUGAUGAUCACCUGAGUUAAGCGCCUCAUUGAUUUCAGCUAUAGCUAUGAUGCCUGGAACAAGAAGAAGAAAACCAUUUGAUACUUCAUCAAUGAAUUGUCUGUCAUUCAUCGUGUGUUUGAAAAAAGCAAAAAACUGUUUGCUUCAAAGUUCACAAGCUCCACUACGUAAAACAUAGUCAGAAAUCUGAUUCUUACGUUCAUGCUCCUCGUGGACCUGAACGUUGACAGUGUCGAUGCAUUUCUGAACAUCGUUCCAGGUGAGAAACUCUUGGCCCUUGGCAAGAGUCUCGCCUCGCAGUUUGAUAAGGGUGUCAGCGUACCUGACGGAAAUGUCCAUGAAGAAAUUCAACAUUUAAUGAACACCUACUCAUCAGCCCAUCCUAGUGCAGACCUACAGUGCAGUGAUACGCAACCUAAAGACAUAUGACUAACUUUCUUUAUCAAAUCAAUUUUCUGCUCCUAAAACCGUCCUAUACCACCAUAAUAUAACUUCCAGAGUUGCAACAACAAAACAGUAAUCAUAGAUGUGACAGCAGGGCGAUUAGGGGUCUAAGGUUAGCUCCAGAACAACUCAGCCAUCGUACCUGUUGAGGUUGUCUUGGUCCAUGUUGGUGAAGCCCAGGGGAGAGUCUGUAAGUUGCUCAAUCACAGCCUGGGGGUCUUUGGUGUCCAGUACCUCAUUCAGCACUGCGACAGCCGACAGCAUCUCCACAGCUACACUCAGCUCCUCGUGGCUCAAGCCGGACUAAUGAACAUAAAGGUCUCAAUCAUCAAUAACAUGUGGGUACACAAACAGUAAAGAGUCAAAAUUGCAAACAUGAUGUCUCACCCGCGCCCCUUGUAGCUGCAAACUGAAAAGCUCAGCCUGGUAGAGGUUGGCAGCAGUUUGGUAGACAAUUGGCAGUUGCGCCUCAGGGUUUGUCAGCUCCUCCACCGUCUCCACUGCAUUGCCAAGACGGAUGGCUGUAUUGAUCACUGUAACUGCCUCGAGUUCUGGUGAAGAAAAUUACCACAGAUAGUCAUGUCUUGCAGAUAACCCAAGGCAUGCGAGUAAUUAAAUGACCUUUCAUCUUUGCCUUACAAUUACAUACUGAAAGUCCUUUGGAAAACCCAUUACAGAUUUAUAAUUGACUGUACUGUGCAAUGUAACAUAGACUCUACAUGUGUGCUUUGAGAAGCUUGCAAGUGGAUACUUUUGUGAUUUUCAACUGACCAGUAAUUAUGUGUUAAUAAACAUCCAUGGUAAGUUACGAAA
Cottoperca gobio is the source of this 3334-nucleotide messenger RNA. RefSeq names its product coagulation factor II (thrombin) receptor-like 2 (gene f2rl2). The coding region runs from base 258 to 1349 and encodes 363 amino acids. Lineage: Eukaryota; Metazoa; Chordata; Actinopteri; Perciformes; Bovichtidae. Gene Ontology annotation, cellular component: plasma membrane. The record is from RefSeq and is a predicted model, not a curated record. Gene Ontology annotation, molecular function: thrombin-activated receptor activity. Gene Ontology annotation, biological process: phospholipase C-activating G protein-coupled receptor signaling pathway; blood coagulation; positive regulation of Rho protein signal transduction. The transcript is spliced from 2 exons.